CCGCCCUUGCCGAUUUGGCCCUCUCUUCUCACCACGGAAAGCAUCGUCCGCACUCUCCACUGCCUGCAACACCACCACGCCCGAUAGCAGAGCGGAAGCAGACGAAGCUGCUGUCUCCAUGGACGGAGUCCGCAAGAACAGCAACUGACGCUCGGAGCACUGGCCUGUCACCGGCUCUGGCGUUGGUUUUCUCAUCUGCUGUCAGCUUCCUCCAAGACGCUCGGCGAAAACCCAGCGACACCAUUUCGCCGAGCUGUUAAACAACACAAUGUUGCCUCAACUCUUGCCUCGAGCACUUUCCCUCUCUCAUCGCAUGACCGAUGGCUGACCCUCCAGUGCGCCGACCACACAAGAGGCCUCGGCCGCAAUCUUCUUGCGCCAUCUGCCACAGACGAAAGGUCAAAUGUUCCAAGACAUUGCCGUGCCUCCAGUGCCAGAAGCAUGGCUGCGCAGAUGAGUGUCGCUACGAUGGCGUGCAACCCUCCAGAACUCCAGCCACAACUACUCAGACCAACGCAACCGAGCCGGCCGCCGCCCAUCAAGAUGCAGGGCCUGCUGAUCCAUCGAAUGCGGCUAUGGACCUUCAAAGGGAACAGGCUGAGGCAAGUAGACAAUAUAUUCAUGGUAUCAUUCAGGCCGACAAGCUGCAAGUGUGGACUGAGUCGAAAUAUCCUCCUCAUACUUGGAACCCAACACCUGGCAACUCACGCGGUCGUACACAUUCAACUGGUGUACUACGAGUGUUUGAUCCGGUUAUGAUCUACAUGGGAGCAGAAGCACUUUCGUAUCCUGAUACCGAAGCGGAUGCAACUGUCGCUCGACGUAAAAGCAGAAUGGCGAGCGUCAUGUCAGGUACGGCGCAAUCGCUUUACGCAGAUUUGCCUCCGGUCAACGUCUGCCUGGAACUGAUCACGCGGUACUACGACACCUGGCACACAGUUCUCGCGCUGGUUGAUCGUUGCGCCUUUGACAAAUCCUUCGAGGACUCGAUUACGGAGCCGCAAAAUGCUUCAGCUUCCUUUGAGAUAACGUGCGCCCUGGUCAUGGUAUUGGCCAACGCGACUUUUGCGUCGAAUGAAGCACGUAUUCCGGCCGAACGAGUGGAGCGGUGGCUUGACAUCUCAUCUGGCCUGUUAGCAUUGAUGUCGUGGUUUGGAGAAACCACUGUCGAAUCAGUCCGAGCAUCAGCACUUCUCAGCCUUGCCGAACAGGUCGUGAGCACAGAUGUAACCGCCGCGUACAUCAGAUCUGGCAAUACUGUCCGAAGUGCAAUGAGUUUGGGCUUGCACUUGCGCGCGCAGGAUCAGAACUCUGUGUCUGCGGCCAUCUCAGCUGAGGAGUGUCUGUGGAACACGAUCAUCGAAAUCGAUCAGUACGCAUGCCUUGCUGCUGGCAUGGAACCUGCUGUGCCAGAGAGCACCGUCAUGGAGGCAAUAACAUAUUCAAGUGGAAACAACCUUGGCGCUAGUGAUGUCCCUGAUGAGCUUUGCCUACGCCGUUUGCUGACCAAGUCGCUAUACGUCCGGCACAAAAUCUUAGCUGCCCUGAAUGGUCAGCGAUCUGUGAUGGUAGAACAAACCGUGGAGCUCAGCACCGCAUUAUCAAAGGCCUUCGCUCCCGUAAGCACAAAUCAAGACGUCCCACCCAAUUUCAGAACCUUCCAAUACGAUUACGUCUUCUUCACAUAUCGCCGAUAUAUGUCAGCUCUCCACCGCGUUUUCGCGACCCUUGACGGCGAACCAGCAUACUACAUAUGCCGCAGCAUGGCCGCACGCCUCGCACGUCGCCAUCUGCGCGAGAUAUGCAAAGUCUGGAGAGCUGAUCCUGACCUGAGUCCUUUCACCGCUCUCCUCGGCGCCCCUGGGAUCAUGUUCCGCAACGAGACCGAACGCGCCGUCAUCACAAUUUCUCACGAGCUCUAUCGCAAGGAAGACCAAGUGCAGCGUGUUCUCAUGUCAGUCGAAGGUGGUCGGGAGGGGUUGACGGAGACGAUAAGGGAGUUUAUCACUCUUGGGAAGGAUAGAGUGAAGGAGAAAGGCUUUCCAAAGCGGUGCUUUAUGAUACCUGCCAUGGUCGAUGCACAUAAUCAAAUUUCGGCCGAGUGCGAGGUGACUUCGAGCGAAUACUGUCGGGCGAUGGCGACUGUGGGAUCCGAAGUCAAGAGACUUCUGGAAGCAAGCUGA
This is a messenger RNA of Cercospora beticola, 2183 nucleotides long. RefSeq lists its product as uncharacterized. The record is from RefSeq and is a predicted model, not a curated record. NCBI's taxonomy places the organism in Eukaryota, Fungi, Ascomycota, Dothideomycetes, Mycosphaerellales, Mycosphaerellaceae. Gene Ontology annotation, biological process: regulation of transcription by RNA polymerase II. Gene Ontology annotation, molecular function: zinc ion binding; DNA-binding transcription activator activity, RNA polymerase II-specific; RNA polymerase II cis-regulatory region sequence-specific DNA binding. Gene Ontology annotation, cellular component: nucleus.